This is a messenger RNA of Gymnodraco acuticeps, 3647 nucleotides long. It is a transcript of the gene glis3, whose product is annotated as GLIS family zinc finger 3. Gene Ontology annotation, cellular component: nucleus. Gene Ontology annotation, molecular function: DNA-binding transcription factor activity, RNA polymerase II-specific; RNA polymerase II cis-regulatory region sequence-specific DNA binding. Gene Ontology annotation, biological process: regulation of transcription by RNA polymerase II. The record is from RefSeq and is a predicted model, not a curated record. NCBI's taxonomy places the organism in Eukaryota, Metazoa, Chordata, Actinopteri, Perciformes, Bathydraconidae.
AUGAGUGGAAAGGGCUGUCAGCUCCUGGUGUCUCCUUGCAGUGUGUCCCCAUCACUGAGCAUGAUCAGAGGACACCAGUCCAAAUCCAUCAGGAUACCCAUGUCUUCCCCUCAGUGGGACAAUCUGAGUCCCUCUUGGAGCAUCGACAGAGUGAAAAGAGGUGACUUUCACUCCUUUGCUCCUGGAAAACAGAGUGAAAGUCAUGUUGUUCUGCCAUCGCUGAGCCUCCGCAGACAGGUGUUGACCAACGGGAAACAUCUAAACACUGCAUCCCCACACCAGCAAGUGCCUACUCAUCAUCUUUCAACCAAAACAGGGACAAUGCAGACAGGACGCUGCUCCUCUAACAACAGCUUUAAAGCAGGUUGCUCUGUGUCUGGGCCUAUGGAAGUAUUUGGUCAGCCAGCCGCUGCUAACCUGACAGUGACCAGCAGCCCCAUGACCCUAACAGGCCACCGCUAUACAGCCGGGCCUGGAGCACAACACCCUCCAUCACUUCCACAUAGUGUGCAGAUUCCCCAAACUGAUGCCAGAUCAGUACAAUCCAGAGAAUCCCUGGCAUCCACUACCCUUAGUCUGUUUGACACACAGUCGAUGUUUAGUGGCAGACACGAAUACUCGUAUGGUUUCCGUGUGCUUCCUCCACUGGGUCUACCUCAGUUCCAGGCCCAGGCCAGCGAGGGGGGAGAGCAGCUCAGCCUGACCCCUGGCACGGCCAUGUCAGGUACGACCGUAUCAGGAGGCACCAGCAACUCUGCCUCCCUGCCCUCGUACCUCUUUUCAGCUGAUGCCGGAAGCCCCCGACAGUCUUGUGCUAAGAAGAGAGCUCUCUCCAUGUCGCCAUUGUCAGAUGUCAUGGGUAUUGAUUUCAACUCCAUCAUACGCACCUCACCUACUUCCCUCGUGGCUUAUAUCAAUGGUUCCCUCAGCUCUCCAGCCUCCCACCCCACACUCUCACCUGUCCAAUCAGAAGGUUAUGGGCACUUCCUGGGAGUGAGAGGCUGCUGCAUCCCCAAUGGCCAUCCCUACGGCAUGCCAGGCUCUUCGCAGGCUCUGGCCACACAGACAGAUUAUAGCCGUAUGCAGAUGCUUGAAGAGGGAGGGGGUCUGGAGAGCCAGAUGGCUAACAUGGUGGUGGACCAGCAGUGCCUCCCAGAGGAAGGAGGGGCACUGGAAAAGACUAAAGGGAGCUGCAGCCAAUUCACCCACAACCUGCUGCCGCCUCCACAGAUACAGCCAGCCCUGCUGACUACCAUCCAAGAGGCUGCUGCUCUACAGGGGCCUCCACCACCCUACCACUCACACCAGCACUUCCACCUCAAUAGACAUCAAUGCAAAAUAAAGCCCCGUUCGCAGGACUCUCUCAAGCACGCUCCCAUGGUUCAUCCAAGGCAUGGGGUGAGCUUUCUGCCACAGGUCCCUAUGCUGGAGGAGGAGGAGGGAGAGCUGGAGGAAUACGGGGCACAGUGCUGCAGGUGGUUGGACUGCAGUGCAGUCUAUGACCAAAGGGAGGAGCUGGUGAGGCACAGAAAACUGCAUGUGGACCAGCGGAAAGCCGAUGAUUUUACAUGCCACUGGGCGGGCUGUCCACGCAACUUCAAGGCCUUCAAUGCCCGAUACAAGCUUCUCAUCCACAUGAGGGUUCAUUCGGGAGAGAAACCCAACAAGUGCACGUUCGAGGGCUGUAAGAAGGCUUUCUCUCGGCUAGAAAAUCUGAAGAUCCACCUGCGCAGCCACACGGGGGAGAAACCCUACCUGUGUCAGCACCCAGGAUGUUACAAGGCCUUCAGCAACUCAAGUGACAGAGCCAAGCACCAGCGUACACACCUGGACACAAAGCCAUACACGUGUCAGGUGCCGGGCUGUGCUAAGCGUUAUACUGAUCCCAGCUCCUUGAGGAAACACGUGAAAUCUCACUCUACUAAAGAACGGCAGUCACGUAAGAAGAUGAAAUCCACUGCUGAUGGGGCUCAGGACUCGCUGAUAGACUGUUUAACCAUUCACCCUCUGCAGCCGAGCCUUUCUCCUCUGGCAAGCAUAGACUCCUCCCCUGGCGUACCCCUUGAAUCAUAUUCUGCUGCUGCACAGGGACAAGACUCCAGCAAUCCCCACCUGGCUUUACUGUGCUCUUUACAAGAUACAUACAGGUUUGUUGAUCCCUCCCCCCACCAGCUCCUCCCCAGAGAGCAGUGUGGGCCGCAUCCUCCCACUGGGACCUCCCUGCAGAACAACAGAGAUCUGAAGCAGCCCAGCCAGUCUCCUGAUCUGGCACAUCACAACCCAGGGCUCUCAGGGCAGAUUAAGAUGCUAUAUUCUCCUCCACAAUACGGUGGGAUCACAGCACAGACCAGCUCGAGUCACCUGAUGCAAGUUGAUGCCUUUGGUGACAGCAAGGCUCCAGCAGUCAAUAAUCCCAGUGGGAUGCCACUACAAACAGCUCUUUCCUGCAUUACAGGUUUUGAUGUCCACAGUCCAGCACAGGAUGUGGUUCCGUAUCAAGAAUUGCAUGGAGGGGAUUUCUUCAGUGUGGCAGACCACUGCACAAGCCAGCUCUCCUGCAUCUACACAGAGGGAUGAUGUUACUUAAAUGUAUUUAUAUGUUAUUACUUUUGCACUAUUUUGUGUCCCUGUUCCAUUUAAGUCACGCGACGGUCAAUAGUAAGAACACUUAAGAUGAUGCCACAACUUGGCGGUAGCUUCAUUUAGUUUAAUAAAGGGAUCUUUGAUUGAUGGAUUGAUUGAAAGCAAUCUAAGAUGCUGCUCCCUGGGUUUCUCUGGGAAUUGAUUCUUUUGUCUCUUCUCUAAAUGUACUGUCUGACUUAACACUCAUAAUCAAUGUAUUCUAAUGACUAAGCCUACAGGAUUUUAAUGUUAACUUUCUCAGUUUGUAUACAACUUGUGUAUAACUAUGUUCAUUUAGUAAGUAAUUAUACAUCUAGAGUACAUAUCUACAUCGUCAAAAAUGUAACAAUGCAUUUGAAGCAAAGUAUGCCAGGGAUCUUUUAUUAAGGUUUUUCUUAGAACCAUUGCUUUGUAACUAUAGUAACAAGACAGCCUUACCAUUUCACUGUACUGUUCAUAGACAUAACCUGUUGUUUGAGGAUCAUACUGUUAUAUGCUUUGAUUGGUCCUGUGUGUGCAUGAGGCGGGUUUCUGUUGGUGACCACUCUAGUGAGUUAUUUACAGCAAAUUACUCUUAGGUCACAUUGCAGUUAACCCUAUCUGAUUGAAGGGCAUAGUGCUGUCCAAAAACAACAAUAUGGCAAUGGCCAAAAACCAAUUGAAAAUGACAAACAUAAGACUUAAAAAUGAUAGCCAACAAACCAAUGGGUGACCGUGUGUUCAGGGUGACUAUGUCCACUUCUGUGUGUAUAUAAUCUAUAAUAGAGCCUUCUUUGUUUGUUUAUUUAAAGUAAAUCAACUUCAACAAUUUGACAUCUCCUUGGGUUACCAGCAAUACAUCUGCUAAGUAUAAAGUAGAUUUGAUGAAUGGUUCUUUAGACAUGCAAAGGGACAUUUCCACAUACAGACCGAUCGAGAUUCUCUGCUUUAUAGUUGGACUAAACUGUAGAUGGACUAAAAUAUGCAAAAAAGUUAUUUAACGUUUGAAUACAUUUGAAAUGGAUCAAUAAAGUAAUUCAUUGGUA